Messenger RNA from Closterium sp. Yama58-4, 1728 nucleotides. NCBI's taxonomy places the organism in Eukaryota, Viridiplantae, Streptophyta, Zygnematophyceae, Desmidiales, Closteriaceae. The record is from the annotation of a GenBank genome assembly.
AUGCCGCUGAUUGUCAAGCCUCCUCUUCCUCUUCCCACUCACUUCGACUGUAAUCCGCUCUAUUUCGCGAUGCUUCGCGAACCGUUGUUACCUUCAACGGGCGGCCAGGAAUCUAGCACCCAUGCCACGUCAGACUCAAGGAGCACUCGUGAGUUUCGGGCGCGCGUGAACCUGACAAUACCGAGUAGCGCAGCCGGCGCAAGCGGACCCCCGCCAAACAGACGCGCGAGCGUGGACUCAGCGAAUGUGACAAUAUCGGAGGGGAGCGACCUUUGCGCCGAAGCGGAUCCGAGGAGCAGGCGGAGAAGCUCGGGGAGCGAACGGGGGGAAGCGGGAGGCGCGGGGAGGAGGGGGAGAUGGGGAAGCGGAGGCGCGGGCGGGGGGGAGGGCGUGCGGAGUCCGCGCAGCCCGGGGCUGUCGAAGCAGGAGGUGUUGAAGGCAUUUGAUGCGGCGGAGGCGGAAGGAGAGUCGGAGGCGGACUUAAGCGCGCACCUACAGACGGACUUCCAGACCGUGCUAAACACGAUAAAUCUUUUCGUUGGGGCAGUUCUGGAAUGCGCUUGGCAUGUGUAUCCCUCCGUCCCUUGUGUGCGCCAGGUGAUGGUGGCAGUGCUCUUUGAGUUCUGGGGAGCGCUCGGCAUGUGUCUCAUCAUCGUGUGGCAGUCCGCCCUCAUCUUCCUGCCGCCCCUCCCCAAGCUCUGCCUCCCCUCCUUCGUCACCUCCCCUGCCGCUGCCUCAGCACUCUCCGCUGCUCCGCUCUGCCUCCUGCCCAGGCAGCUCGUGAUAGGGGCCAGUUUAGCACUCGUCAUUCCCACCGUACUAGUGCGCUCCUUUGCUCGCCUCACCAACGUUGCCCUCUCGGGUGUCGCCAGCAGCACUCUUCUCUGCUCCGUGAUGCUAGGCACCUGGGCGAGUGACCCUUCAUCCUCCUCUCUACCUGACCCCCGCGCUCACCACCACUCCACCGUCUCCUGGUCCCACCUGCCCAUGGCUGCUGGCAUCUUCAUGGUUUCGCUCUCAGGCCAUGCGGGUCUGCCAUCCCUCCGACGCAGCAUGCGUACACCACAGCACUUUGACCAAUGCAUCAUCGUCACAUUCUCCUCCAUGUUCCUCCUCUAUGCCACCAUGGGUGGAUUCGCAUACCUCUAUUUCGGGGACUCAGUGCGCGUGCUGGUAACUGCCAGCCUGGACGAUGCUGGAGCUGCUGCCGGCAUCAUUCUGCUCCGAUGGGGUUCCGUUUCCCUCUCCCUCUCUGCCCUCCUCUCUCUCCUCGUCGCUGCUAGUGUGUUUACAACCAUACCGCUGAUUCUCGACCUCUCUGCGCGCCUUGGCCUGCCUGUCUCCUCACACAAGCCCACACAAAGUGCAGCGGGUCCUGCUGCCUCUGCUGCGGAGACUGCCUGUGCUGCUGGCGGUGAACCACCACCACGAUGUGGCGCACAGCCAGUGCCACACCGCCACUCUGCCAUAGCAGAGGCCAUCACUCGCCUGGCGGUCACCUCUGUUGGUUACAUCACUGCAUACCUCACGUACGAUGUGCUGGACAGAGUAGAGUCAGUGGUGGGAGGAGUUUGUUCUGUGGGUGUGUCCAUGGUGCUGCCUGCCGUAAUCUUUGACCGCCUCUACUCCAACCAGCUUUCUGUCAUCAGGCUGGCCCUGUUGCGUGGGCUUAUUACAUUCGGGGUAGUUGCAGCAUGUGGUAUCGCAUAUAUUAACAUUUUCAAGUAA